CCAGCGGGCGGCGCUGUAGCCCAUCCGGUCUCCUGUUCUCGUUCCGGUAGCACUUCCGGGUUCUACUGUUUACAUCUGCAGAUCCUGACUCUGAUGAGAAAGUCGUCUCGUGUGGAAACACCACGCAGCUCCGGUGUCGGGACUCACGCGCGUUCACGCGACGCAGGCAGCAGGCGUCCAUCAUCAGCUACAGGAUAAACCAUGAAGAAGAAAGCCAGACGUCCAAGGUCGUCUGAGGCUUCACGGCAGACGGCGGUGAGCCUCGGCGAGGAGAAGAAGACGCCUGGAAACAGAGGGAGACCUCGAAAGACUGUUCCAGUAGCAACAGAGGAUUUUUACCACAAUGACGCUGCCACAGACAAGACGGAGAACUCAGAGCUCAGCGAGGAAACACAGAAACCUCCAGAGAACAAGUCCAAACCUUCAGGCAGACUGUCCACUGCCGUCUGUCGCCUCUGCCAUGGAAAGUUCUCUCCACGCAGCCUGCGUCACGCCUUCAACCGCUGGUCACGAGACUCCAUCGAUAUCUUAGACGAGGACUCGGAUGCUGGGACCCAGUCGCCCCUUUUAUUCCACACAGAUUUCCAGCGGCUGGUCGGGGUCCAGUUGAACCGCGACCCCCGGUUGUCGGAGUUUAUCUGCAAGAAAUGCCACGCCAAGUUCUACAAGUGCCACAGCAUCCUGAUCAGGUUUCUGCAGCGAGUCAACCUCCCUCCAGUUGGGAAAGAAAACCUGAAAAGCCGGAAGAACUCAACGUGUCCGGAGUCGUCGCUAAAUCUGGGCUCAAUAACUCCACCAUCCUUCACCUCAGACUCAAAGUGCCUCCACAGUCUGGUGUCCUGGGCUCACCGCCACGGCGAGGCCUGCCGCUCCUGCCCCGACCUGAAGGAGGUGCUGAAGGGCCAGUGCUGGGGCUCGGUUAAAGCCGUGUGGGGCUGCGUUGAUGGUCACAGAUACAUCAUGAACACCGCCAACACGAAUCCAGGGUACGAGGUGAACUCGGGGCGUGGCGGUGGCGACAGAGUGAUGUCGGAGGAGGAGCCGCAGGAGGAUAAAGAGGAGCAGCCCGGCGGGAAUGGAAGGACGCCGACAGGAAGUAGAAACACUCAACACAUUCCGCCAGCAGUGACGGUGCAGACUCAGAGCUCAGCACUGGUGAACUGGACCAGCAACACUGGAGGUGCUGAGGAGGCGUCGGCUCCGGCUCGGCUGGAGGACAGAGCAGCUGACAGCGAUUUGUCCGACAGAGUCGUCUCCGAGGACGAGUUUGAGGCGAGUAGAAAAGGAGAUGUUUUAAACGAUGAGUUGUUCGAGCCGUACUCGGACAAGAGAGCUCGCGGAGCGACCGUCCCCAACAAGAGGAGACAAAGCCCGAAGGUCCCGGAGGAGCCCAAAAUCAAAAAGAAACCAGGUCCCAAACCCGGCUGGAAGAACAAGUUCAAACCUAAAGGAGAGGAGCUUCCCAACAUCUACAAGUGUCCUUAUCAGGGCUGCACGGCAGUUUAUAGAGCUCCGGAUGGUCUGAAGAAGCACAUCAAGGAGCAUCACGAGGAGGUGAGAGAGCGGCCGUGUCCUCAUCCCGGCUGCAACAAGGUUUUCAUGAUCGACCGCUACCUGCAGCGACACGUCAAGCUCAUCCACACAGAGGAGAGGAACUACAUUUGUGACCAGUGCGGUCAGACCUUCAAACAGAGGAAGCACCUCUCCGUUCACCAGAUGAGACAUUCAGGAGCCAAACCGCUGCAGUGUGAGGUGUGCGGCUUCCAGUGCCGCCAGCGAGCGUCACUCAAAUACCACAUGACCAAACACAAGGCAGAGGCCGACCUGGAGUUCGCCUGCCUGAUGUGCGGGAAGCGUUUCGAGAAGGCCCACAACCUCAACGUCCACAUGUCCAUGGUCCACCCGGUGAUUCAGACCGAGGCUCAGAGAGGCAUCAGCCAGCAGCAGCAACCGCAGCCGCCUCCGCCAUAUUCUGAGCAGCGCACCAUCACUCUGACCGGUCAGGUGGUUCAGCAGGACCAGGACAGAUGA
Hippoglossus stenolepis (Pacific halibut) is the source of this 2031-nucleotide messenger RNA. It is a transcript of the gene znf276, whose product is annotated as zinc finger protein 276. Gene Ontology annotation, cellular component: nucleus; chromosome; kinetochore. Gene Ontology annotation, biological process: regulation of transcription by RNA polymerase II. The record is from RefSeq and is a predicted model, not a curated record. Gene Ontology annotation, molecular function: zinc ion binding; chromatin insulator sequence binding. The transcript has 12 exons. Lineage: Eukaryota; Metazoa; Chordata; Actinopteri; Pleuronectiformes; Pleuronectidae. Bases 202 to 2031 code for a protein of 609 amino acids.